Molecule: messenger RNA, 180 nt
Organism: Phytophthora sojae
Lineage: Eukaryota; Oomycota; Peronosporomycetes; Peronosporales; Peronosporaceae
Exons: 3
Coding region: 1-180 (59 amino acids)
Source: RefSeq, a predicted model, not a curated record
AUGAGCGGUGGCUUAGACCACGGCGGCGAGGAUCCAGAGGGCUCGUUUGUCCAGCGUCUCGAGAAGCGUCGCCGGCUCGAGGCGCGAACGCCCCGCUACGACCUCAUCUCCAGCAUCCCGCCGACCUCGAACAAGAAUGGUGACUUCUGGGACGUUUCGACAGUCGAUAGCGUCAAUUAG